AUGGGCUAUAUCCAGGAGAUAUGUGGUUUAGCUAGUGAGGACUAUAUUCUAAGCCUCUCGACUUCUCUUGAUCAAGGCCCCUUUAAAUCCGAGGACGAUUUCAACAAGGUCUUUGUUGAUACCUAUCAAAAAAUAGGGCCAAAACGUCAUAUUGGAAGUUUUCUUGAUGGGAUGCUUCCUGGAUCCCACUGUAUUCUCUUUGCAUAUGGCGAUCUCCGGCCUCAGAAUAUUAUGAUUAAAGGUGGUAAUGUGGCGGCUAUUAUCGACUAG
Messenger RNA from Penicillium vulpinum, 270 nucleotides. Its product is annotated as Major facilitator superfamily domain general substrate transporter. Bases 1 to 270 code for a protein of 89 amino acids. Lineage: Eukaryota; Fungi; Ascomycota; Eurotiomycetes; Eurotiales; Aspergillaceae. The transcript is spliced from 3 exons. The record is from RefSeq and is a predicted model, not a curated record.